Molecule: messenger RNA, 2469 nt
Organism: Glarea lozoyensis ATCC 20868
Lineage: Eukaryota; Fungi; Ascomycota; Leotiomycetes; Helotiales; Helotiaceae
Product: E set
Exons: 2
Coding region: 1-2469 (822 amino acids)
Biological process (GO): ubiquitin-dependent endocytosis
Cellular component (GO): plasma membrane; cytosol; cytoplasm
Molecular function (GO): protein-macromolecule adaptor activity; ubiquitin protein ligase binding
Source: RefSeq, a predicted model, not a curated record
AUGUGCGCAUAUGCCACUCCAGCGUCCUCGACAUCGACGCCCGUGGUAUCGACUCGCCGGUCGCUUUUGGCGCGAUUGACGUCGCCGUUGAAGAGUCGGACGAGGAACCUCACAGAUUUUCACAUCCGCGCCGACGAGCCACAUCGUCAGUAUUCGCCGGGAGAUGUGGUGACGGGCGCCGUCGUCCUGACGAUUGUUAAACCUGUUCGAAUCACGCACAUCACCGUCCGACUCCAUGGAACGGUGCGAGUUUUCAAGAAUCCAAACGAUGCCAACGAGCCGGUAGUCGUGGAUGCCGAAUUGGCGGCCGCGGGCGACCCCAGAAAGACACAAUACUUUGGAAAUGGCCAUGCUUCUUUGUUCAACGAUGAAGUCACCCUGUGUGGGGAGGGUCGUUUGGAGACGGGUAUUUACGAGUUCAAAUUCGAGUUGGAAUUCCCUAGGAAGGGCCUUCCGACCAGUAUUGAUUUCGAGAGGGGAACGAUAUCAUAUUUAAUUACAGCUACUGUGACGCGUCCAACGUCUAUCGCUGCGACGUCGAGUUGCGAUCAGAAAAUCAACCUUGUAGAGACUGUCGAUAUUGGACCCAUGAUGGCACCAAAACCGCGAACAAUAUCCCUAGAGCCCAUAGCGCGACGGCCGAGAAGGAGGAAAACCGUAAAGGCCAAGGAAGGAAGUCCUCAGGAAGUGACCGAUCCAAGUUCUAGCAGUGAGCAGGCACGUACGGCGAGUUCGCCGCGACCGGAAGAAUCCGCAAGUCAAUGUGGUUCGACGGAUCACACUGCGAACCCACGAAGUCCAGCCUCAAGUGAGGUACAAAGCGUACACAGCGCAGCAACAAGUGCGGAUAGUGCUGUGAGUAGCAGUACGGGUUUGAGCUUUCAACUUGGACCGGUACCACCAUCAGCGCGAUCAGCGAAAGGAAGCCAAACAACGAAUAGCAAAGUUUCAAUUGCGGAAAAGACUAUUACUGCGACGAUUGAAUGUUUGAAAGCCGGUUGUCUACCUGGUGAUAAUAUUCCACUGAAGAUUUCCAUCAAACACUGCAAAGCUAUGAAAAGCAUGCACGGGGUAAUCAUAACUCUGUACCGGCAAGGAAGAAUCGACUCUGCCCCGCCAUUAUCUCUUUUCAAGGACAUCAAGGGCAAGCAAGCGGAACGUUUGAAACAUGAAGAAUACUAUCCGAAAUCAAAAACUGGUUUAGGUGGACUGUCGCUGACAUCGGCGGGGUCAAGCAGUGUAUUCCGCAAAGAUCUCGCUCAAACAUUCGCUCCAAUAUUUGUUGACCCCGUUAGUCUGUCGACUGUCAUCAACGCGUCAGUUCGCGUCCCUGAAGAUGCUUUUACGACAAUCACCGGUGUUCCCGGGCAAAUGAUUACGUUUAAAUACUUGAUUGAAGUUGUAGUGGACCUAGGAGGUAAGCUUGCUGGUCUACAGCGACAUGCUCCUAGAGCAGGUGCAGUGGCAACAUAUGCUGGGAAUUCCACAGGACCUCGAGGCGAUGCUAAUAUGUUGGCGGCGUGGGGCUCAAAUAUUGUUGACACUGAUCACAUUCGACGAGAAAAAAGUGUUGUCUCGUGUCUCUUUGAAGUUGUGGUUGGAUCGACAGACAGUGCUCGAAAGCGAGGAAGGGGGAAUAGUUCGGCUCAGAGAACGGUCAAUGAAUGGAACGUGGAAUCCCCAAAGUCACCUACCAGAGUCGACCCUAUUUACGAAGAAUCAGCUGGACCUCAUGGUCCUGUAGAAGGGCAUCAAAACAACCAAGAGCCAUAUCCAUAUCACGAACAUCCUUACGAUGAAGAAUUUCCGGAUUACUACGCAAAUCCUGAAUACGAUUAUAAUCAUCAUCCUCAUUAUCCACACGAACCCCCAGCGCAUUCUCAGAUACAUGUACCUCCACCAGAAAUCCAAAAUGAAGAGGGGUUAAGCGAGAAAGAAAGGGCGAGAAGAGCUGAACAACGUUUACUCCCAAGUCAACCACCAGCCGAAACCACAAACGAAGAAUCUUCCUCCUCAAGAACCAUCAACGGUCCUUCAGCACCUUCAGCGCCGCCUUCCCAUCCUCUCGACUCCGUCGACGACAUCUACGACGCCGAACCUCAACUUCCAAAUUCCGCACCUAGCGCUCCUCCACCUCACGACCUCCUACCUAGUGCGCCUCCACCGGUCCUAGCUCCUUCCGCACCACCACCAGAGGACCUCACCCAAUUAACCCCCUCACAUCCUACAGAUGAUAAACAAGAGCUGGAACGCCAACGAUUGCUUAUUGAAGCUAGUGCGCCCGCGGACCAUGUUCCUGAUGAUGAUAAUGCUGGCGAGGGCAGUAGUAGUUUGCCGCAUGAACCGUCGGCGCCGGUGCUGGGCGAGGUUGAUGGGGAUGGGGAUAGAUUUGGGGGGGUCAAUGGGUUUGCGGUUGGGGAUGGGGCGGGUGCGAGGGGUGGGGAGAUGUUGCCUAGAUAUGAGAGGUGA